UCAGCUUCAGCUACGACACUGAAUAAACCAAACCACUGCUACAACUAUUCCUCAAACAUUAUACUAUAAUAAUCUUUGUCAUUCAUAACAUAACAUAUUUUCAAUUCCAUUUCAUUUUUACUUUUUCUUUUUCAGUCUCAAACUUUGACUGCUGUUUCAUUAACACACCCUUCUCUAUUGUUUUCCUUAUAUUUCUCAUGCUAUUCUCCUUCCCUUGUUGACCUUCUCAUGCAUCAGAUAACAACUUAUCUCCAAUGUAUGUCACUCCUCGUGCAUCCAUCCAUCUGCUCUGCCUACACAUUCCAACUCCCACCUAAGAAUCCAUCCACUUUCAUCGUUAAAAACAAUUUUCUCGUCAACUUGAAGCAAAUGAAUCCUUUACUUGGUCAAGUUUGUGAACUGUGAGUGUUUGAAACUUGUAAAUUUGAGUCUUAGGUUAUAAUGAAGAUUUCAACACUUCAUGUAGUAGUUUUGCUCCUUCUGUGUUUUAUUUCAAUGCCACUACUAGUCAUUGGCCAAGAAAACUUGGACAAAGAUACAACUUUGAGAGUGCUUUUGGAAGUGAAGACAUUUUUUCUCCAAGACCCGCAAAAUGUUUUGAGUGAUUGGUCACAAGACAACACAGAUUAUUGUAGUUGGAAAGGUGUUUCAUGUGGUUUGAACCCUUUGGUGGAUGACUCUGAGCAUGUGGUUGGACUCAACCUUUCCGACUCGUCACUCACCGGGUCAAUUUCACCUUCACUCGGUCGUUUGAAAAACUUGCUCCACCUUGAUCUCUCCUCCAAUUGUCUCACAGGUCCCAUUCCAACAAAUCUCUCUAACCUUGUCUCAUUGGAAACUUUGCUACUGUUUUCUAACCAACUCAGUGGUUCUGUUCCUGUUGAGUUUGGCUCGCUCACGAGUCUCCGAGUUAUGCGGCUUGGAGACAAUGCAUUAACUGGUAUGAUUCCUGCAUCUCUUGGGAAACUGGUUAACUUGGUCAGUCUUGGUUUAGCUUCAUGUGAACUCACCGGGUCGAUUCCACCAGAACUCAGUCAACUCGGUCUCUUGGAGAAUCUUGUUCUGCAAGACAACGGGUUGAUGGGUCCAAUUCCAUCCGAGUUAGGGAACUGCUCAAGCCUCACUGUCUUCACCGCUUCUAACAACAAGCUCAAUGGCUCAAUUCCAAGUGAACUAGGUCAGCUCCAGAAUCUACAGCUUCUCAACCUUGGCAACAAUAGUCUAGCAGGAGAGAUUCCGAGUCAACUUGGUGAUAUGAGUGAACUCGUAUACCUCAAUUUCAUGGGAAACCAGCUUGAAGGUGCAAUUCCACCAUCUCUAGCUCAACUAGGUAAUCUUCAAAAUCUUGACUUGUCUAUGAACAAGCUAAGUGGAGGAAUUCCAGAGGAGUUUGGUAACAUGGGUCAGCUUGGUUUCAUGGUUCUGUCUGGUAACAACCUUAAUAGUGUCAUACCAAGAACAAUAUGUUCCAAUGCAACAAAUUUGGAACAUUUAAUGCUAUCAGAAAGUGGUCUUUUUGGUGAGAUUCCAGCUGAAUUGAGCCAGUGUCAGUCGUUGAAACAAAUCGAUUUGUCUAACAAUUCACUCAAUGGGUCUAUACCUCUUGAGCUCUAUGGAUUGGUGGAGUUAACUGAUCUAUUGUUAAACAACAAUAGUUUGGUUGGUUCCAUCUCUCCUUUUAUAGGGAACUUCAGCAGCUUGCAGACACUUUCUUUGUAUCACAACAAAUUGCAGGGUGAUCUUCCAAGAGAGAUUGGAAUGCUUGAAAAGUUGGAAAUUUUGUAUCUUUAUGAUAAUCAAUUAUCUGGGGAUAUACCUAUGGAGAUUGGUAACUGUUCAAGCUUGCAAAUGAUUGAUUUCUUUGGAAACAGUUUCAAGGGGGAAAUUCCCAUCACUAUUGGAAGGCUAAAAGAGUUGAAUUUCCUUCACCUCAGGCAGAAUGAGCUUGUGGGUGAGAUUCCUGCAACCUUGGGGAACUGUCAUAAACUGAAUAUCUUGGAUUUGGCUGAUAAUCAGCUCUCUGGCGCAAUUCCUGCAACCUUGGGAUUCCUUGAGUCAUUGCAGCAGCUCAUGCUCUACAACAACUCUCUUGAAGGUAACCUUCCUCACCAAUUGAUAAAUGUAGCAAACUUGACCAGGGUGAAUCUUUCAAAGAAUAGAUUGAAUGGCAGUAUAGCUGCUUUGUGUAGCUCUAAAUCGUUUCUUACUUUCGAUGUUACCGAUAAUGAGUUUGAUGGUGAAAUUCCGCCUCAACUAGGAAACUCGCCCACUCUUUAUAGGAUAAAAUUAGGCAACAACAAAUUUUCUGGUGAAAUUCCGAGGACAUUGGGAAAAAUCCAUGACCUGUCGGUGUUAGUUCUAUCAGGAAAUUCACUCACCGGACCAAUACCAGCCGAGCUGUCUUUGUGCAAUAAACUUGCUUACAUUGAUUUAAACAGUAAUCUUCUUUAUGGACAAAUACCAUCAUGGCUGGGAAAAUUACCUCAGUUAGGAGAGCUUAAGCUCUCCUCCAACAAUUUUUCCGGACCUCUUCCAUUAGGCCUAUUCAAAUGUUCCAAUUUACUAGUUCUCUCUCUGAAUGAAAACUCACUCAAUGGAAGCCUCCCAGCUGAUAUUGGUGAUCUUACAUAUCUUAAUGUCCUUCGACUUGACCGUAAUAAGUUCUCUGAACCAAUCCCUCCUGAGAUAGGUAGGUUGAGCAAGCUUUAUGAGCUGCAGCUCUCCAGGAAUAGCUUUAAUGGUGAGAUCCCAAGUGAGAUUGGAAAACUUCAAAAUCUACAAAUCAUUGUAGACCUCAGUUACAAUAAUCUCUCAGGUGGCAUACCAUAUUCUCUAGGGACUAUGUCAAAAUUGGAAACACUUGAUCUUUCCCACAAUCAACUUACUGGAAAAAUCCCUCCACAAGUGGGUGAUAUGAGCAGCUUGGAAAAGCUUGAUCUCUCUUACAACAAUCUUCAAGGGAAAUUGGACAAGAAGUUUUCCCGGUGGCCAGAUGACGCAUUUGAAGGAAACCUAAAUCUUUGUGGAAGCCCUCUUGACCGCUGCGACAGUGAUGAUACUUCUGGCGGUAAGCAGUCACGCCUAAGUGAGUCAACAGUGGUGAUAAUAUCUGUCAUUUCAACUUCAGCUGCAAUUGCACUAUUGAUACUUUCAGUAAGAAUGUUCUGCAAAAACAAGCAAGAAUUCUCAAGGGAAGACAGCAAAGUGACUUCUUAUGUCUACUCUUCCUCUUCAUCACAAGCACAGAGACGACCGUUGUUCCAGCUAAGAGCUGCUGGAAAAAGGGAUUUCAAUUGGGAAGAUAUCAUGGAUGCAACGAACAAUCUAAAUGAUGACUUCAUGAUUGGUUCGGGAGGUUCAGGGAAAGUCUACAAAGCUGAAUUGGCCAGUGGAGAGACAGUUGCUGUCAAGAAGAUUUCAUCAAAAGAUGACUUUCUGUUAAACAAAAGUUUCUUAAGAGAAGUUAAUACACUGGGGAGAAUAAAGCAUAGACAUUUGGUGAAGCUAAUAGGAUUCUGUAGCAGUAGAAACAAAGGAGCAAGUUCGAAUUUAUUGAUCUAUGAGUACAUGGAGAAUGGAAGUUUAUGGGACUGGCUUCACAGGAAACCAAACAUCGCGAGCAAAGUAAAGAAGAACCUUGAUUGGGAGACAAGAUUCAAAAUUGCUGUGGGUUUAGCUCAAGGAGUGGAGUACCUACAUCACGAUUGUGCACCAAAGAUCAUUCACAGAGACAUCAAAUCCAGCAACAUAUUGCUAGAUUCCAAAAUGGAGGCACACUUGGGAGAUUUUGGACUGGCAAAAGCACUCAUUGAAAGUUAUGACUCAAAUACUGAGUCAAAUUCUUGUUUUGCAGGGUCUUAUGGCUACAUGGCUCCAGAGCAUGCAUUCUCCCUGCGGUCAACAGAAAAAAGUGAUGUUUUCAGCAUGGGAAUAGUUCUUAUGGAACUUGUUAGUGGUAAAAUGCCAACAAGUGACUUUUUUGGAGCUGACAUGGAUAUGGUGAGAUGGAUGGAGAUGCAUAUUAAUAUGCAUGGCUCUACCCGUGAGAAACUGAUAGAUCCUGAACUGAAACCUCUUCUACCCAGUGAAGAGUUUGCUGCAUUCCAAGUGCUUGAGAUAGCCUUGCAAUGCACCAAAGCGACACCACAGGAGAGGCCGUCUUCAAGGAAAAUAUGUGAUCUUCUCCUCCAUGUAUUCAAUAACAGAAGGAUGGACUUAGAGAAGAUGAAGUUGGAUUAUCACAAGUAAAUUAAUAUACGAAGGGUUUAAACAAAUCCUAAUACUAUCAGACUCGACGUGAUACUUUUUUUUGCUCAUUUAUUGUUCUUUUUUCACAUGUAGAUCUGGUGUAAAGAAACAGUGACUUAAUUGCUGUUGUUACGUAAAUGUUACAAUAGCCGAAAUUGACAGCAGUUCACGUUACUUCCA
Messenger RNA from Medicago truncatula (barrel medic), 4428 nucleotides. RefSeq names its product LRR receptor-like serine/threonine-protein kinase GSO1. Gene Ontology annotation, molecular function: protein kinase activity; protein binding; ATP binding. The coding region runs from base 442 to 4248 and encodes 1268 amino acids. NCBI's taxonomy places the organism in Eukaryota, Viridiplantae, Streptophyta, Magnoliopsida, Fabales, Fabaceae. Gene Ontology annotation, biological process: protein phosphorylation. The transcript is spliced from 2 exons. The record is from RefSeq and is a predicted model, not a curated record.